AUACUUUUAUGGCAAAUGCAACGUCUAAAGGACAAAUAUGCAUAAUACAAGAUGCUAUUAUCGUAGGGCCAAUUAUAAGAAUAUCAAUUUACAUACAAAGUCUUUUGACUAUUUUUAAAAGAAUUGUUGGUCUUGUUCUUGAAAAACG
Racocetra persica is the source of this 148-nucleotide messenger RNA. The record is from the annotation of a GenBank genome assembly. NCBI's taxonomy places the organism in Eukaryota, Fungi, Glomeromycota, Glomeromycetes, Diversisporales, Gigasporaceae.